Molecule: messenger RNA, 7355 nt
Organism: Lethenteron reissneri (Far Eastern brook lamprey)
Lineage: Eukaryota; Metazoa; Chordata; Hyperoartia; Petromyzontiformes; Petromyzontidae
Product: EMILIN-3-like
Molecular function (GO): protein binding
Source: RefSeq, a predicted model, not a curated record
UCACAAUCGCUCCCAUAACUCUCUCUCUCUCGAUGAUGAUGAUGAUUUUGUAACUGGGGAGAAAGUCUUGGCAAAGCGUUGCUCGAGUAACUUUGUUCCCGUUAUUUUUUGUUUUGUUCCGAUGGUUGUGGCCACGUUCGACUGAGGUGGAGGACUUGAAAGGAACGGAGAAGAAGGGGAGAAAAAAAACAACCCGCGACAACAUUGGAGCGCCUGUCGACCCGUGUGUAGCUUCGCUUAAAAAUUAAAAUCACGCAAACAGCGAGAGACUCACAACUUGGGCCCAGGUCAACAGCACACACACACACACGUACACACAUACAAAGAGAAACGAAUCUAAAAGUUAGUUCCGAUCAUUUGAUUGAUCAAGUACAGCAUCGGCACAGACGAGCGGACGCAUAUGGACCUCGUGAGCUGCAGUUCAACUCCAGCAGUGGAGAAGUGACCUUCAUCAUCAUCAUCACAGCCACCAGCCACCACCAUCAUCAUCAACACCAAGGGAGGCAUCCUCCACCCACACACCCAUCCCGGAUCAUGGCUCCGGCUGAAGUCCCCGGUGCUCCGUUGUUGGUGCUGCUGGUCGCCCUGUGUUGCCUGGGCCCUCUCGGAACGACAGCCAAGGGACACUUCGGCUCCCCGUACCGAAUGAGCCUCUACUCCGCGCCGUCCCCUCCCGUGCGUUCCCCUCCCCGACACAGGAACUGGUGCGCACACGUGGUGACCCGGACCAUCUCGUGCGCCGUCAUCAACGGCACCGACUCCUACGUGAAGGCCGAGCGUAGGCCCUGCUCCUGGCCCAAGGGCAAGUGCCAGCGGCCGCUCAUGUACCGCACGUACCUACGCCCGCACUACAAGCUGGGCUACAAGACGGUGAGCGAGAUCGAGUGGCGCUGCUGCCCGGGAUUCGGCGGGGACAGCUGCCUCGACCGCGUCGGGGGAGGGGCCCCCCCCCCAUCGGGUUCAGUGCCUGGAGCCGGCUUCGUCAAAGGCGUCCCCACCGGUGGGGGGCCUUUCAAAGUGGGGGGCCCAGCCUCGAAGGUGCCGGGGGCCAUGGUGCCAGGGCCCCCCCCGGGCGGGGCUCAGGGUGACCCAACCAAACCGGGCUUCAAGCCCAAGUAUCCCCCGAAAAGCGGCAGGCCCCUCAUGGACAUCUACGGUGAGCGCAUCGAUCGGCUGGAGGAGGCAGUGCGGCGCGUGACGCUGGUGCUCGAGCAGACGCAGGGCUCGCUGGUGGGCAUGACGGACGGCCUGCGUGCCUCCCUGCACGCGGACGCGCGCCACAUGAUCCAAGCGCUCAUGGGUGGCGUGGUGCACGAGCAUGGCGCCGGCCCUCCCCAUGGCGAGGCGCCCGACUCCGUCGUGGGCUUCGAGGCCGUGCCUCCCGACCACCGUCACGAGAUCGUGCCCGGCGGAGACAAGACUCCUGGGAUGUAUGCCGAGCCGUACCCGGACGUCAUGGCGAAGGUGGUGGCGCUGCGGGAGGAGCUGCGGGAGCGCGACCGCGCGCUGGCCGAGUUGCAGGCCACCGUGGCCGGGCAGGCGCAGCAGAUCCAGCGCCUGGCCGACAGGAUCCCCCAUCACCCGCCUGCCCCUCCGCCGCAGCAGCAGUUCCCCCACCCCGACCUUGCCGUGCUUGACUCCCUGCUGGGCGACCGUAUCCUGCAGCUCAAGGGCGAAAUCUUCAACGGCGUGGACGAGCGCAUGAACGGUCACGGCGGCGGCGGCGGCCACGGCGGUGGCCACGGCCUGUGCUCGUGCGACUCGCAGCUGGCGCUGCUGGAGCAGCGGGCGCAGCGGGCGCAGCUGGCGCUGCAGGAGCACGUGAACGCGACGCUCUCCGCCUUCCACGGCGAGCUGCAGGGCGUUCGCACCGACGCGGACGGCGCCGCCGCCUGCUGCGCCGGCGCCGCCGCCACGCUCGACGGACGGCUCGCCGACCUCGAGAGAGGGGUGCUGGGCGGCCCCGGCGUCAUCGCGGGCGCCGUCAUCACGGGGGAGGUGGUGGCGCUGGACGCCCGUCUCGACGGGCUGGAGGCGCGGAUCAACGCGUCCGACACGUGCCUGCCAGAGCGCUGCUCCCACCUGCGGGACUUCCUCUCCGGCCUCGUGGCGGGCGAGGCGGCCGACCUCAAGUCCCAGCUCGAGCGGACGACGCUCAGCCUGGAAGUUCGCAUCGCCGACGCCGCGCGGCAACAGCAGCCUCCUGGCGGCGGCGGCGGCAGCGGUACUGGCGUCGGCGUCGUCGUGACGACCGAGGGGGCGGCCGCUAAUGGAACGGACGCCGCCGUGCCCCAGGAUGGCGGCUGCUGCACGGACGACAACCGCGUGGAGCACGUCCUGGCACGGCUGUCGGCGGUGGAGGUCGGCGUGGCGUCGCUCAAUGCCAGCGUGCGGCGCUGGGAGCAACGCGGCGGGGGCGCCGGGGAGGACGCCGUCGAAUACGGGGAUUUUGGCGCCGUGCAGGGAGAGAUCACGCUGCUCAAGCUCAACUUCAGCACCAUCAACCGCACGCUGCGAGGCCUGCGCGACUCGGUGAGCGAGUACCGCGUGGAGAGCGCACGGCGCGUCAACGAGUCGGUGACGCAGGCGGAGCAGCGCCUCGAUGGGGAGGUGCAGCAGGUGCGGCGGCUGCUGGGGGAGCAGGCGAGCCGGCUGGCGCGCGAGGACUGGCGCGUGCGGCGCCUGCAGGGCCAGCUUGGCCUGGUGGCGCAGCGCGUCGCCUCUGACGGGGCGACGCGCUGCAGGGAGGGCUCCCAGAAGAGCAGCCAGGGUUUGGCGGACGGCGGCUGCUUCAAGUCCGAGGGGGCGGCACCGGGAAAAAAGGAGACGCCGGCCGCGGCGGCUCUCAAGGAAGGCCCAGCCGUCCGGGACAGGGCCGCGAUGAUGCGGGCGGCGUCCGUGGAAGGGGCGGCGAUGGGAGAGAGGGCGGCGAUGGGAGAGAGGGCGGCGCUGGGCGAGGUGGCGGCGGCGGCGAUGGGGGUGACGUCCGUGGAGGGCAUGGUGGCGGGCGAGAGGGCGGUGACUUCGCGGCAGCAAGGGGCGACGCUCCGAGACGACAGGGCCAUCAGAGCCAGGGCCGCAAUGAUGCGGGCGGCCUCUGUGGAGGGGGCGGCGAUGGGAGAGAGGGCGGCGCCGGCGGAAAGGGCGGCGCCGGUGGAGCGGGCGGCGCCGGCGGUGGCGGCGCCGAUAGCGACGGCCUCCGUGGACGGGGCCCCCUCGGUGGCUCGGGCGGCCUUCGUGGAGGGGGCGGCGCUCCCCGAGGAGCGGGCGGCGGGGCCGGCCGUCACGUCGGGCCCCAAGGUGCAGGCGGCCGCCCUGCUGGAGAUGCGGCGCGAGGUGGCGGCCGUGCGGGAGGCCCUGGGCCGCCAGGGCGAGCGGCUGUGGGCCGGCGUCGAGGCCGUCAACGCCACGCUGAGGGCGCAGGCGGCUGACGUGGCCGCGCUGGAGGCCGCGGUGGAUCACCGCGGGCCCACGACCUCGCCGCCCCUGCCCAUGCCUGUCGCCGGGUUCCCGGUGCACGAGUUCCACCGAGCUGCGUUCUCGGCGGCGUUGACUCGGUCAUCGCCCCGGGGUCGCGUCGUCGCGUUCGACAAAACUUAUGUGAAUGACGGACAGCACUACGACCCAGACACAGGGAUUUUCCGCGUUCCGUACGACGGACGCUACUUCUUCAGCGGCACCCUUGUGUCGGCGGACGGGCAGGGCGUCGUGGCGUGGCUGUCAGCAGCCGGUCGCACCGUGGCUCAGGUGGACACGGCGAAAAUAUCCAGCCAUUCGGAGCCCGGCUUCAUCAACGGCAGCCGUUCGCAUCACGCCAAAGACACAAAGGAAGACGGCGUGGAGGAGAGAGAGGAGGACGAGGACGAUGAGGAGGAAGUGGACGAGGCGGAAGGAGGAGUCGGUGGGGAAGAAGAGGGAAACCGCCUCAUCGGUGGAAACGUCCGCCGGCAGUCCGACCGCAACGCGGCGGAGCGACGCGCGACGCACGACAGUGGCGGCGGCGGCUCGGGCCCCGGCGUGUUCGGCGUCAUCCUGAGCCUGAGCGUGGGCGACCUCGUGUUCGUCGAGGUGGCGAGCGGCGAGGUGGCCUCCUCCGAUCGGCCCUUCACCACUUUCAGCGGGGUGCUGCUCUACGAGACGCCGGCGGCGGCGGCGGCGGGCAGGUAACUCGGCGGGCUCCACUCGCCCAAAGUUGGUUGGCUGCUGCUCCGACGUCGCCGCGGCCGCCCUCUGGAGGGCGCCCUCGACGCUGCCGACGGCGGUUUGGGACAGCGCCGCCUGGGAGAGAGAGAGCGACGCUCGGACCAAUUAGGCAGCGAUGGUGCGAGCAACCGUGCUGGAGCGCCCCAUCUGCUCGCACGGGGAGUGGGUAACUAAUUCCUUGCGGAGGGCCGAAUCCAUCAUUAUCAUCAGCAGCAGCAGCCAUUGUCUAUCCGCUGCUGGAUGAAGUCCUCCCCAUGCCGUCAACCAUCCCUCACAGACCAGCGCUGCCACCGUCCAUCUCAGUCCUGCACGUUCCAUUACCAACCUCGUCCAUCGGCCAGAAGGCCGAAUAGAACUUGCAAAUACCUUUGGUGGCCAAUGGUACAUUAACACACACACAUCUCAGUCGCUCCUGCCUGUGACUGAGCGUGCGAAAUUUGAAAACACAGACUUGUUGCCAGCUCGAAAAUAUUGCCUCCUCCGGCACCCAAUUAAAGUACAAACAAACUACAACUCCGUCGUGUGCCUCCACAUAUAUACAGUACCUUCAAAUGACUAUUUAAACCGUCGGCCUAUUGGCUAGGCUAUCGUGGGGACACACAAUGGGGUUCUGCUUGUGUAGUACUCUUGUAUCCAUGAUGCACCUGGGUCACAGCCGGUUCUAAGUGGAAGCCUGGUAUUGGCCGUGGGCCGCAUGGAGCGAGGUUGUGGGCUCAUUCUGACCCAUGGGGCAUCGGCGUCCCCAGCGCUGAGCUCGCCACUGGCUUCCAUGACCGAUCACGUGGUCAAGGAGCAACUCGCGAAUGGCCGUAGUCGUCGUCGUCACCAUCAUUUGACCGGGAGAUUCAAUUCAGGCCCCUUGAGACGCGUGAUGCAUUGCCUCUUUUUGGAAAGCGCGAGCUCUCACGUCAAUUCGUUUAGGACACUGCAGCACAUUUAAGAAGAGUUGAAAUGUAACUAAUCUGGACUAUUUUUAUUAUACAUGUUAUUUGCAAUUUUAAUAUAGUUCAAUUGAGUGAUUUUGCAAGACGCUCAUGCCAAGGUUCCCCAAACUCCAAUCCUCGUGAACCACCCCCCCCCCACACCAAGUUUUUUUCCCCACGUCUACAAAUGUAUUUCUACCACUCAAAUACAAAUCAACUUGUUCCAUGCUACACCGCGCCCGAUGAUUGUUAAACACGUACUACGUGGCCUGAUCAGCAAUUGACUGGGUCGAUUAAGCCGAUUCCAAUGAAGAUUGAGCUCACAGCAGUGCAUGUGUACACGUGUUCCACACUGCCGCAGACAGCCGGUAAUUGCUCGACUGCCGCAGCACGUGGGCGUGUUUAACAAACAUCGGGCGCGUGCAGCGUGCAACGAGUUUAUUUGAAUGGGAGGAGUCAAAUUGGUGAAGGCGGAAAGACGGAGUGUGGUGGGUACAGCUUUCCGUGACGACCAGCCAUUGGGCGCGGCGUGUGUGGUGUGCGCAGUGGCUUAAUUGGCAUGUGAAUCGAAAAGAUUUUGUAAACGCCUAAACGCGGACCGUGACGGGCCUCGUGCCUUCGUGGCUCCAGGUUGACAAGACCACAGAGUCCAGCUCUGGUUUGCCAGGCUCCGAUGAUGACAUUGAAGCAUCAUGCAGGCGAAAGUUAAUUGAUAAUUAAUGGGAACACAAAGGCAACGUGUGGUGAUAGUGAUGCACCAGCGCUGGGCUUCCACCAGACUAGUUUUUUUUGGGAAGCUGUGUACUGAAAUGAAAAAAGCCAAUGUCAGCACACUACAGUGUCGGAGCUUGUGGGACUUCUGUGUGAGUUACUGGACAUCUACGAUAUUCUAUGGGUCUCUGUGUGCCUCUGCCAGCACAUUUAAUGUGUGCCACGUUUCCAUGAUUUUAUCAACCUGAGUUGGCUGCCAUUUUGAGCCGGAGCCUGAAUUCCCCGUGCUGAUUUUACUUUACGGCACAAAGGACCUGUAUUAGAUGGUUAUCUAGUCACUACUCGGAGUAACGGUUAACGUUAACAUUUCGCCAUGGUGGCGAGAUGUUAACUACCUCGCCUGGUAUACAGGAGGUCGUGUGUUUGAUCCCUACCCUGACGGCUGUAUAUUUGGAGUUUGCAUGUUCUCUCUCCCCGUGGUUGCGCGGAUUUUUCUCCGGGUCCUCCGGUUUUCCCCUCCACAUUUAGAAACAUUCAUUACGAGUAUUUGGCUGCUAUAAAUUUCUGCGUGAUAAGCAACUUCGUUGAGCUCUCAUUUGUGGCUGGGUCACUUCUGAAAAAAAAGAGCUAUGUAGCUCUGUGGGCCUUGCCUGGUAACAUACACAAAAUAAUCAUCGUGGUCAGAAAUAUUUUCAGUUUUUCUUCCACGUGUUCGAAAAUGCCUUCGGUAGGUAACGUAAGCCAACGUGGGACUCCGCAAACUGUUUUGCUUCGUGGGGAAAAUCGGAUUUGGUUUGGCGAACCACAUUUUCGGACGAAUAACUUAUUUCUUUUACGGUCUCAAUUGUUGCGGCAGAGCCUGAACGGGUUUCCCCGUGAAUGCCAAAGCACGCGUUGCACUGCAGCCAAGUGCCAAUCAUCCUCUCUCCGCCCAUCGCUCACCAAGCUGUACAUUCCUCGCCUGCUCUAUCGCUCCAUCACACGUGCGUGCGUGCUACGUGCUGCGUGUUGGGUACUGUACGAAAUGGCUGUACAUUUGCUCUGCCGGUCGUGUAACGUUGCCUUCGUCGGUGAAGUGUACACUUUUUUUUGCGCGGUCGUUUACUCGGAAUGUUUGCGAAUUUUAAAACGAGGCGGCAACAUCAGUGGGGAAUUCUGGGAUUGUUAAGUGGGACACCACCAGAGUGGCGACUUCUGGGAUUUUUUUUUAAAGGAUGGUGGCACCUUCUUGGAAUUUUCGCAAAUGUUUGAAACGGAGGAUGCCCCUGGUGAUAUUACUGUAUUCUAAAGGUGGGCUGGUGGCUUUUAUAUUUAUCUAUGUAUUUCUAGUGUGGUUCUAAUGAAAGUUUUAUUUUUAAAAGAAAUAUGAUGUAAUAGUACGUAGUAUUUUAUUAAGUUUAUAUGUGGCGAUUUGCAAGUUACCUCUUAAAUUAUGGUAGCUUUGAUUUCAAAGAAAACGACCGCUAAUUAAACCUGCAGUUUGGAAAAUGACUGAUAUAUGUUCUAUCUCCGUGAGCA